CUCAGAUGACGCAUGAGGGGUGCGCCGCCGACUGAGCCGAGCGCGGGGGCACAGCUUGUGUCGGGAGAACUUGUGAAGCGGUUUGGUAUCCUUAUUUUACUCACCUGGCAGCUGAUGUUCUUCCAAAUAUGUGAAGACUGACUGCAUAGCUAGUCGUUGGGAUGCUUUAGGGAAAGAGGCUCCCUUAAAGCAGAUGGUGUGAAAACUGCUCUUGUGGACUGGACUUCAGGAAAUACUUGUCAUUUGACUGGAGACGUGACUGCUGCCAUGGAUCAGAACAACAGUUUACCGCCCUAUGCCCAGGGUUUAGCAUCCCCUCAGAGUGCCAUGACUCCAGGCAUCCCUAUUUUUAGUCCCAUGAUGCCUUAUGGCACGGGACUCACACCCCAACCUGUUCAAAGCACCAACAGCUUAUCUAUUCUGGAAGAACAGCAAAGGCAGCAGCAGCAGCAGGCGGCAGCACAGCAGUCCACAUCACAACCAACACAAGUAGCAUCCGGUCAAACACCACAGCUCUUUCACUCACAGACGCUUACCACAGCUCCUUUACCAGGAACCACCCCUCUCUAUCCCGCUCCAAUGACUCCCAUGACCCCAAUAUCUCCUGCGACACCUGCUUCUGAAAGUUCUGGGAUUGUGCCACAGCUACAGAAUAUUGUGUCUACAGUAAACCUCGGUUGCAAACUUGACCUAAAAACUAUUGCUCUUCGUGCUCGAAAUGCUGAAUACAAUCCCAAGCGUUUUGCUGCAGUAAUUAUGAGAAUAAGAGAACCACGUACCACAGCUCUCAUAUUCAGCUCUGGGAAAAUGGUGUGCACAGGAGCUAAAAGUGAGGAGCAGUCCAGGCUGGCUGCCAGAAAGUAUGCUAGAGUUGUACAGAAGUUGGGCUUUCCAGCCAAAUUCUUGGAUUUUAAGAUUCAGAAUAUGGUGGGCAGCUGUGAUGUAAAAUUCCCUAUCAGGCUCGAAGGGUUGGUUCUUACACACCAACAGUUUAGCAGUUAUGAGCCAGAAUUGUUUCCUGGCUUAAUUUACAGAAUGAUCAAGCCAAGAAUUGUCCUGCUUAUAUUUGUUUCUGGGAAAGUAGUUUUAACUGGUGCAAAAGUCAGAGCUGAAAUUUAUGAAGCAUUCGAAAAUAUAUAUCCUAUUUUAAAAGGAUUCAAAAAGACAACGUAACAGUUUCCUGUGCUUAAUUAAGAAGUUGGGGCACAUUUUAAAAGGUAUUGAUUAUGGCACAGCAGUAAAAGAAGAGACUAACAAACUGCAACAUCAGGACUUGAAAUAUUUUCCCAGUUAGUGCCUAUUUCCCUGGUCUUCAUAGGAAGGGAAGCUCUCAUUGUAUGUUACGUCUAUACUGAACUACUGUGAGUUGCUUCAUUGCGCUCUCCUUGGAGAAACAGCUGAGUUUAUUUAUAUUUUUAGCUUUUAAACCGUUUUAAUGGCUGAUCUUUUUUUAUCUGGAAAUCUUAUGCUGGCAAGUUAAACUGUGUUAUCCAACACUUAAAAACAGUUCAGUUACAGUAUUGUUUCAACCAUGGAUUUUAUAACCAGAAAUUUUAAUUCUGUGUUUAGACUUUCUUUCACAUUCCCGGUUUCCAGUGUUCAGCAGGACAGAAACUCGCUAAUGAAAACAAAUGACUGUAUAUAUUCCUCAUUUUGAGAAGCAAUCUGAGUUCUAAAUGUGUAAUGUUUGAGAACUGAAUCUGAAUAGUAAAACCUGUGAUCCUUCUGAUUUGCUUUCAUGCUCUUUUAAUGUGCUAAAUGCAUGCCUGUAGCUUAAAUGUAUUGAAUUGGUUUUUAUAAGAUUUUUCUUAACAAUCCAGUAUUAAAGCAAUGUGUUUUGCCAUUUCA
Messenger RNA from Elgaria multicarinata webbii, 1848 nucleotides. It is a transcript of the gene TBP, whose product is annotated as TATA-box binding protein. Lineage: Eukaryota; Metazoa; Chordata; Lepidosauria; Squamata; Anguidae. The transcript is spliced from 8 exons. Gene Ontology annotation, molecular function: RNA polymerase II general transcription initiation factor activity; DNA binding. The record is from RefSeq and is a predicted model, not a curated record. Bases 268 to 1173 code for a protein of 301 amino acids. Gene Ontology annotation, biological process: DNA-templated transcription initiation.